UCGACUCCGUCCCUGAGUGCAUUACUAUAAAUAGAGCCCUGCAACUCCGCAAUAUUCAAACACAUCUCAUCAUUCCUUCCUUCCUUUACAAUUUGUUACUGCAUCUCUGUAAAAUGGCAGCCUCCUCAGUCAUUCCUUCCUUGCUCCUCUUCCUCUUCGUAGCUGCCGCUGCCACUGCCGCUGCCUCCUCCAACCCCUAUGGCUACAUGCACCUGCGCUUCUACAACCACGAGAGAAUCCUUGGUUCCGGUCCCAGCGCCACUGUCGUCUACGCCGUCCAGCGCCGUGACUCCAACUCUGGGGCUGGUUUUGGUAACGUCAUCGUUUACGACAACCUUCUGCGGUCCGGGGUGGAGACAGACUCACCUAUCGUCGGCAGAAACCAGGGCAUGGGAGUGGGCUCGAGCUUGGCCGAGAAUUCUGGCCUCACCAAUUUCCAGCUGGUGUUCACCGCCGGCAAGUACAACGGCAGCUCCCUCGCCCUGCAGGGGUUGUUCCCGGUCGCCCCGCUCGGGACCGUGUUCGAACGGGCGAUCACCGGAGGCACAGGAAAGUUCCGUUUGGCCAGAGGAUACCUCUUGACCACGGAAGUUCGUGCUACCAACACCACCCUCACUGGACAACUCGAUGCUUAUAUCACCUUCCGUUGAGACUUGGGAUCAGCAUUUAUAUAUGCAGUUUAUUCUUUUCUACUCAUUUAUAAUUAUUUCAUAACCUUUCAUCUUAAUAAUUAAGCUAAAUUGUAUUAUAAAAGAUCGUGAUUGUUUUGGGUGAUCAAAAAAGUUGGUACAUGAUUAAUUAGUUCUGUUUUA
Messenger RNA from Zingiber officinale, 812 nucleotides. RefSeq names its product dirigent protein 22-like. The coding region runs from base 114 to 650 and encodes 178 amino acids. The record is from RefSeq and is a predicted model, not a curated record. Lineage: Eukaryota; Viridiplantae; Streptophyta; Magnoliopsida; Zingiberales; Zingiberaceae. The transcript has a single exon.